AUAUAUACCAUUAGAUCGUUGAAACCUCCUGCUCGACGAAAGCCAAGGGAGUACAAGCCAGAAUUCAUAGAAGACAUCGACCGAAGGCGGCGGGAUAAGAUGAGGAACAAGCCCUUCAUGGAGUUCGUGGCAAAACACGGUGUCGACCUGCCCAAGGCUCCGGCGUUCCGGGUGGUUGCAUCGGAGGAGGUGGAUCAUAUAGUGGACAGACUGACCAUGAAGCCUUCCAAACGAUUCCCGCAUUUCCAGUACAACAAACGUGAUGGAGGUUACAACGACUGGAGAACGGCACACGAGGAAAAAAUCAGAAGACUUCGCGAAACGUUGCACAUGUUUGGUGGCGGUAAAGAAACUCAACCGGAAGAGAUUGAAGAAGAACCCAAAGUUACAAAAACUAAAAAGGAAAAGAAACGAAAGAAAACAUACAAGGAACACGUAGAUGAUGAGAUAGACACGAAGAAGAACGGGCAUUUGCCUGGAAUAAAUUAAUUAGUGCUGUUAUAUAAUUUCGAUAUCAGUGUUUGUGUUCUAAACAAUUGUAACAAUAAAUCAUGCAUGCAUAAUUCCAUAUCAUGUAUGUUGAUGUAUCUAUUGUGCAUGCAGUUUAUUAUAUAACUGAAACUGGUUUGUACAUUAACAUCAUAAUUAAGGUAUUGCGUUAACCUUUAUGGUUAUUGGCAACAUAUGUUGGAAAUAUAUAGACCAUCGGAACAAUUGUAGGAUUACCGGUAACUGUACGAUAUGCACGGAUGAGCUAAGAUAAGCUUGCUAAUGCCAGUUUAAGCGUUAUUCAAAGUAAAUUACGCCAGUUUUACAUGCAUGGCAUCUUCUACAUCAAAAUGCCCUUAGUUCCAUCAUACUUAGUAUGCCCCUUCGAAGAAGAGGGG
Dreissena polymorpha is the source of this 887-nucleotide messenger RNA. RefSeq lists its product as uncharacterized. The coding region runs from base 100 to 489 and encodes 129 amino acids. NCBI's taxonomy places the organism in Eukaryota, Metazoa, Mollusca, Bivalvia, Myida, Dreissenidae. The transcript is spliced from 3 exons. The record is from RefSeq and is a predicted model, not a curated record.